AUGGAUACUUAUAAAUUAAUAUGUAUGUUCGUGAUAGUGUCUCAGACGGCGGCUCUACUGACAUCACCGCCUCGGAUUGUGAAGCAGCCUACAGUUGAGGAGCUGUUGUUCCAAGUAGCACAACCCGGAGAAGUAGACAAACCCUUCAUAAUUGAAUGUGAAGCAGAAGGCGAGCCAGCUCCCAAGUAUAGAUGGAUUAAGAACGGCAAACCUUUCGAAUACUCGAGCUACGACAACCGAAUCUCCCAGCAGCCCGGCCGCGGUACUCUUGUGGUCAGCCAGCCGCGAGACGAAGACCUCGGCCAGUACCAAUGUUUCGCCUACAACGAGUGGGGCACAGCCACGUCGAACUCCGUCUUUGUGCGGAAGGCUGAGCUCAACUCGUUCAAAGAGGCGGAUGGCCCUCAGCAGACAAUCACCGCGCAAGAGGGGUUCCCGUUCAAACUCACCUGUGAACCGCCCGAUGGUCACCCUAGCCCGAACGUAUACUGGAUGUUGCAAGGCGAUCAGGGACAACUGAAGACCAUAAAUAACUCCCGCAUGACGCUAGAUCCCGAAGGGAACUUGUGGUUCUCGAACGUAACUCGAUACGACGCUAGUAACGACUACGCGUACACUUGCGCCGCCAAGUCGGUGUUCCGUAAUGAGUACAAGCUGGGCAAUAAGGUGUAUUUGGAAGUGCAGAACACGGGCAUAUCACCGGCGCUGAACAAGCACGAGCCGGUCCGUCAGUACACUUCCAGGAGGGUGGAGAAAGCAUGGCGAGGCAAGAAGGUCGAGCUCUACUGCAUCUAUGGUGGAACACCGCUGCCGCAAAUUGUAUGGAAGAAGAACGGCAGCCGCAUCAUAUCGUCGCAGCGCAUCACGCAGGACAACUACGGCAAAACGCUGGUGAUCAAGCGCGCCGGCUACGAGGACCAGGGCACCUACACCUGCGAAGUCAGCAACGGCGUCGGUACAGCCCAGACAUACUCCAUACAGCUCAACGUUGAGGCCGCACCGUUCUUCAUCGAGGAGCCGCAGUUCCAGAACCUCGCGGAAGGAGAGACCGCGGUGAUUAACUGUCGCGCCGGCGGUACACCGGAGCCUCAGAUAUCGUGGGUUCAUAACGGAAAGCCCAUAGAGCAGGCCGAGCCCAAUCCUAGGCGACAAGUCACCUCCAACUCUAUCAUCAUCACCGACCUUGUGAAGAAGGACACGGGCAACUACGGUUGUAACGCGACCAAUUCCAACGGAUACGUGUACAAGGACGUCUAUAUAAACGUGCAAUCUAUACCACCCGAAAUUAAAGAAGGUCCGGAAAACCUUACGAAAGUGGACGGUUCCGAAGCUGUAUUGAAAUGCCGUGUUUUCGGAGCUCCCAAACCUAUCGUUAAGUGGAUGCGGGACGAUGUUGAUGUUACCGGUGGCAAGUACAACAUAACUCCGGAGGGCGACCUGGUAAUACGCGACGUGUCCUACACCGACGUUGGCACCUACGAGUGUUACGCCAAGAAUAAGUUCGGGGAGAAGUCUGCGUUUGGCUCGCUCGACGUCAAGAAGCGCACGGUGAUCACGGACAAGCCGGACAACUACGAGGUGGCGGCGGGCUCGUCGGCCACGUUCCGCUGCAACGCGCACGCCGACGACUCGCUGCGGCUGCAGAUCGUGUGGCUGAGCGGCGGCCAGCCCAUCGACUUCGACAGCCAGCCGCGCUUCCGCGUCACCAACGACCACUCGCUGCUCAUCUCCGACACCAGCGAGCUGGACUCCGGCGAGUACACCUGCAUCGCGCGCACGCAGAUCGACGAGGCGCGCGCGCAGGCCACGCUCACAGUGCAGGACAAGCCGAACCCACCCGCACUUGACGGCGUUGAGUGCCACGAGAAAGUAGCAACACUUCGCUGGCACUCCAUGGGAGACAACCGAGCGCCUAUCCUUCGCUUCUCUAUACAAUACAAUACAACGUUCACGCCCGACUCCUGGGAUAUAGCCAGCGACAAUGUGCCCGCCAUUGACACGUCGUGGACUGUUGAACUAAGUCCUUGGGCCAACUACACCUUCAGGGUCAUCGCUUGGAACAAGAUCGGGCCCUCUACGCCAUCAUCCCACUCUGACGUUUGCACGACCCAGCCCGAUGUCCCAUAUAAGAACCCGGACAAUGUAGAAGGCAAGGGACGCGAUCCCACAAACAUGGUUAUUUCUUGGACGAAAAUGCCGCAAAUCGAGCACAACGGGCCCGGGUUCUACUACCUGGUGUCGUGGCGGCGCAACAUCUCGGGGCAGGCGUGGAGCGAGCAGCAGGUGCCCGACUGGCGCGACACCGAGCUCGUCGUGCCCAACACGCCCACCUUCCAGCCCUACCGCAUCAAGGUUAUCGCCGUUAACUCUAAAGGAACUUCAAAUGUAGCUCCUGUUGAGGUUAUUGGUUGGUCUGGAGAGGACACCCCGUUACAAGCGCCUACCAACUUCACCCUCGUCCAGGUUACUACAGGCACCACCGCACUUCUAAGAUGGGAUCCAGUUCCACCUGAAUCUGUGCGUGGACACUUCAAAGGCUACAAGAUUCAGACCUGGACUGAUGGAGAAGAGGACAGCAUCAAAGAAAUUCUCGUUAAAGCUGACGCAUCAAGUGCUCUGGUUUCUAAAUUUAGACCUUUCAAGAAGAACAAUGCAAGAAUUUUAGUUUACAACGGUCGUUACAACGGACCGCCAAGUGAAAUUUUAAGCUUCCUAACUCCGGAAGGCAAACCUGGUACCGUAAAAACCUUCGAAGCCUACCCCAUUGGUUCGUCGGCUAUGCUUCUCAAAUGGGACAAGCCGAUUGAGGAAAACGGUGUAUUGACUGGCUACAAGAUAUACUACCAGAAAGUAACAGGCACUGCACUAGGACCCUUGCAAGAGAGAAAGAAGGAAAUAGAUCCAAAAUUCGAUAGAGCAAAAUUGGCCGGCUUAGAACCAAACACCAAGUAUAGAAUCGAGAUUCGUGCAAAGACCAAAGCGGGUGAAGGAGACAAGUAUUACGUGGAACAAACUACCAAGGCCAUGGUGAACGCUAAGCCUGAUAUACCAGUGUUCGAAACCAUGACGGUACCAGCUAAGGAAGGCACUGCCCACAUACUCGUACGUUGGUUACCAUCGCUGGAUGGUCAUCCUGGAACACAUUUCGUUGCUUGGUACAAACUGAAGGGUCAUCCUGAAUGGUUGAAGACUAAUGAAAUAACUGAGGACGACUAUGUCAUACUGACAGGACUUGAGCCAGGUCAGGUUUACGAGGUAAAGGUGACCGCGCACGAUGGUGAAUACUUCAGUACAAGUGAAAUUAAGGAUGUUGAUACCACAAUUGACGGGCCGAUGAUAAUGCGUGACGACAAAAUGGCGACGGCGGGAUGGUUCAUCGGCGUGAUGCUGGCGCUGGCGUUCCUGCUGCUGGUGCUGGUGCUGGUGUGCGUGGCGCGCCGCAACCGCGGCGGCAAGUACGACGUGCACGACCGCGAGCUGGCGCACGGCCGCCGCGACUACCCCGACGCCGGCUUCCACGAGUACACGCACCCACUUGACAACAAAUCACGGCAUUCGAUGAGCAGUGGCACAAAACCGGGCCCAGAGAGCGACACCGACUCUAUGGCGGAGUACGGUGAAGGCGAAACAGGUCGGUUCACGGAAGACGGGUCGUUCAUCGGGCAGUACGUGCCGGGCGCCCGCGUGCUGCCGCCGCCCCCCGCGCCCCCCGGCCCGCCAGCGCCCCCCGCGCCCGCCGGGCCCCCCGGGCUGCCCGGCCCGCAGCCCCCCACCUACGUGUAG
Molecule: messenger RNA, 3783 nt
Organism: Parnassius mnemosyne (clouded apollo)
Lineage: Eukaryota; Metazoa; Arthropoda; Insecta; Lepidoptera; Papilionidae
Source: the annotation of a GenBank genome assembly